UCAAGAUAUAAUGACCACAUACAAUGAAGCAUAUGUGACUGAUAUUUGUUAUAUUAUAUAUUUUCCACUUACGAACGAUGGCGCAAGGAUUUUACGUCUUAUCCGGGUCUUUUCAACAUGGAUGCGCACAUGAAGUGCCCAAGGGCCUCUGCAGAAGCUGAAGUAAUUUUCCGUCAUAAAGUAUAUUGAAUAACGUCUACAGAGAUCAAAAUGAUUGGUGCACAGCAAUCUAUUGCUUGGGGGAUAUUUCUGCAAACUUUGAGAAGACCUUGCAUGAACCAAUACUGUAAUGCAUUUGUAAGGAUCUCUGCACUUAAAAAAAUGUAUUGCACAUCUACCGAUACCACAGAGGAAGGUAUUGUUGGAGCUGUAAAAUCCACUCACAUUCCAGUUAUGACAAAGGAAGUUAUUGAGAGAUUAAAUCCUGUGAAUGGCAAUAUUUAUGUGGAUAUGACAUUCGGAGCAGGAGGACAUACAAAAGAAAUUUUGAAGAAGGCUCCUCGUGCCAAAAUAUUUGCACUAGACAGAGACCUUGUGGCAUAUGAAAUGGCUAAGGAGAUGUCAGAAGAAGGUCCAUAUGAUAUAACACCUCUGCACGGCAAGUUUACUGACCUUCCUGCACUGUUUAGAGACUUGGGUGUGAAGGAAAAUAGCAUAGAUGGGUUCAUAUUUGAUGUAGGGGCAUCAUCUAUGCAGUUCGAUACAGCUAACAGAGGGUUUUCUUUGUCCCACAAUGGUCCUCUGGACAUGAGAAUGAAUGCCCAAGAUCCAGUCACUGCUGCUGAUGCAGUUAACUACUUAGAGUUUAAAGACUUAAAGAAAAUAAUAAGCAGAUAUGGGGAGGAAAAACUUGCUGAGAAGAUUGCAACAUCCAUAAUUGAGGCUCGACAAAUUAUGGGUAAAAUAGAAACAACCAAACAGUUAGCAGACAUUAUAGACACCGUCUUUCCAAAACACAAUUUAGACAAGUUAGAUAGACAUGCCCAUGUGGCAACAAAGACUUUUCAGGCUUUACGAAUAUUUGUGAAUGAUGAACUGAAUGAGCUAUACAAUGGCUUAGAAGUAGCACAGUACUAUUUGAAGCCAAUGGGACAUUGUGCAGUCAUUACUUUUCACUCUUUGGAAGAUCGUCUGGUAAAACUCCAUUUCAAAGGAAUUGCUGUUGAUGAAGAGAGGCACAAAAGUACCAGAGACUGGGCUAAGAAUAAUCCUCUGGAGUUUGAUGCGGAAGAAAUUAAGCAUUUAACUCAAAAAAGAUGGAAAAAUAUUGAUGGGCCUAUCAGUCCAUCAGAAAUGGAAGUGUCCUUUAAUCCUCGGUCAAGAUCAGCAAAGCUUAGAGCAGCCAGCAAACCAUAAGGAAAUAUCCAUCUUUGGAAAAACUUUUUUUACUAUACUGUUAUGUUCACAUAUUAGUUAAUAAAUAACCCUUUGUACCUCAAGUUCUCAACUUAAGUAUGAUUUUUUUCUCUUUCUUUUUUAAAAAGGCUUUUUUUUUGCCAAAAAGCUGUGCUAACCUUCGGUUUAAAAUCUCAAGGCUUAGUUGCAUUUGUAUGCACUGUUCUGGUCAGAAUAAAUACAAAUAAUACAAUGAG
Lingula anatina is the source of this 1592-nucleotide messenger RNA. RefSeq names its product putative methyltransferase-like protein 15 homolog. Gene Ontology annotation, biological process: rRNA base methylation. Lineage: Eukaryota; Metazoa; Brachiopoda; Lingulata; Lingulida; Lingulidae. The record is from RefSeq and is a predicted model, not a curated record. Gene Ontology annotation, molecular function: rRNA (cytosine-N4-)-methyltransferase activity.